Molecule: messenger RNA, 2495 nt
Organism: Amblyraja radiata (thorny skate)
Lineage: Eukaryota; Metazoa; Chordata; Chondrichthyes; Rajiformes; Rajidae
Gene: adra2a
Product: adrenoceptor alpha 2A
Exons: 1
Coding region: 246-1505 (419 amino acids)
Biological process (GO): G protein-coupled receptor signaling pathway
Cellular component (GO): plasma membrane
Molecular function (GO): epinephrine binding; alpha2-adrenergic receptor activity
Source: RefSeq, a predicted model, not a curated record
GGGAAGGCGGACGGCUGCUCAGGCGAAGGGCUUGCUCUCUUAUCUUGUGUUUGUGCUCGGCUCAGCUGCUCCCUGGCGCUCGCUGUCCCCCUCUUCAGCUCCGACUCUGCCUGUCCUGUGCUCACACUCCAAGCCCACCUUUCCGCCGGAGACUGCCCGCCCGCCCGCCAGCUUUGCAGGUAAAGCCGCCGACGAUGCACGGGGCUAAGUCGCCUUGCGAGUCCAAGGCGCCGCCGCUGUGAUUGAUGCUGAAGUUACAAGGGGUGCAUGGGUCGGUGAGGGCUGCGAUGGCGGGGCCGGUAGUCACCCCGUGUAAUUGGAGCUGCAACGACACCACUCCCCACGAUGUCCACUCCUACUCGGUGCAGGCGGCCGUCACCCUGACCUCGGUGGUCGCCUUCAUCAUCAUGGCCACCAUCUUCGGCAACGUGCUGGUCGUGAUCGCCGUGUUCACCAGCAGAGGACUGAGGGCUCCGCAGAACCUCUUCCUGGUGUCGCUGGCAUCCGCCGACAUCCUGGUCGCCACUCUGGUCAUGCCUUUCUCUCUGGCCAAGGAGCUGAUGGAUUUCUGGUACUUUGGCAGAGUUUGGUGCGAGAUCUACUUGGCCUUGGACGUGUUGUUCUGCACCUCGUCUAUCGUGCACCUGUGCGCCAUCAGCCUGGACAGAUACUGGUCCAUCACCCAAGCCAUCGAGUACAACCUGAAGCGCACCCCCAGGAGGAUCAAAUGCAUCAUCGUCACGGUGUGGGUGAUCGCCGCCGUCAUCUCCUUCCCCCCGCUUAUCUCCAUCGGCAAGGAGACAGGCCUCCGGGACAACCCCCAGUGUGAGAUCAACGACGAUGAAUGGUACAUCAUCUCCUCAUGCAUCGGUUCCUUCUUCGCCCCUUGCGUUAUCAUGAUCCUGGUGUACGUGAGGAUCUACCAGAUCGCCAAGUCGAGGACCAGGCAGAAACAGCCCGGCAAGAACGCCGGGCACAACGGGCUCCGUCCCUCACCCUCGCCCAACGGCGACAGGAGGAACGGCACCAGCAGAGCGUGUCCCAGCCAAGCGGCAGAAGCCAACGGGCUGGAACACGAUGAAUCCUCGUCCUCCGACCACCACUGCCCAGCCAAGUCCAAGCUGGAGGUCCGGCCCAAGGCUACGGGAGUGACGCAGACGGUGCAGGGCAAGGUGGUGAGCGGCCUGCACAAGCCGGAGGACGGUAGUAUCCCUAAGGCGGGCCGCUGGAAGGGAAGACACAACCGCGAGAAGAGGUUCACCUUCGUGCUGUCCGUGGUGAUCGGGGUGUUCGUCAUGUGCUGGUUCCCUUUCUUCUUUACCUACUCCCUCACCGCCAUCUGCCCCGACAGCUGCCGCCCGCCCAAGACACUCUUCAAAUUCUUCUUCUGGUUUGGGUACUGUAACAGUUCCCUCAACCCGCUCAUCUACACCAUCUUCAACCACGACUUCAGGAAGGCUUUCAAAAAGAUCUUGUGCAGGACAAGGAAGGCGCAGAAAGUCUGAAGUGAAGCGGAGAUUGCGGGUCUUAUUUUUUGCACCCUGCCUCCCACGUUUAACUUUGUAUAUUUAUGAAUGCAAGGAAUAAAAAGGAAUGUUGUUUUUUUUUGUUAUUUUUGCAUUAAAGUCUCUAUCAUCCCAGUGGGUGUUGCUGGGGGUGGGGGGAAGUUCACUGCGUGCGAGACUUGUUUGGCCAGAUAGAAUUAGACAAGUGAUCUCGGAGCUCCGGCCAAGCUUGGGAAUUGGAUUAUCUGUAAAUGUCACCCCCGUUUUCUCCCUUCUGAACCCAUCCUUCUCAGCUUCACUGUUUCCCUUGUCGCAAGGUGACUCAGGACAGCCAGUCACUCUGGCGAUAGGAAACAGAAUCGACGCUUUAAUUCGCCGAACUUUUGCUAUCAAAAUUGCUAUCAAUGUAAAAGCCGUAGCGAGGACUUCUGAUUACAGGCUUAUAUGCACAAGAUAAGCCAACUUGUUGGUUACUGUUGGUUAAAAAAUACCUCGCCGUCUAAAAAUGCAUCCGCGUCCGCUUUAGACGAUCAACAAACUUUAUCCAUUUAGCGGUAGAUUCUGACAAAUUCUGCUUAAAACCUGGCCAAUAUUUUAUCCCCUGCAAAGUCCCGACCAGAAGCGGCGGUGUCGCAUUGAUUGUUUUUGGCGACUUGUCCGAUUCAAACACGCACAAGACGAUAGUUAUUUGGAAAUCGAACAGCGUUAAUGCUUAUAUCAUCAUUAGUCACCAGACUAGCUUGAUCGACCUCGCGCCUCUAACCAUUGGCACCUCAGAGGGAAAUGGUGUUAUCGGUUGGACCCCGUCGCAAAAGGAGCUGUGAGACUAAGUGGUUUCGCGAGGCUGGCUUCAUGGAGUGUUUCACAGCCGGAAGAGGGAGGGUGUUCAAAGAUCUGCAACCAGAGAGCACAAUUGUAAAACCCAGGUGUUCAUUUAACAGCUGAUGAUGUGAUUUAAUCUUGCUCUUAUAUGGAAUUAAACCAACUGGU